Messenger RNA from Pteropus alecto (black flying fox), 3483 nucleotides. It is a transcript of the gene EPHB4, whose product is annotated as EPH receptor B4. Gene Ontology annotation, molecular function: transmembrane-ephrin receptor activity; ATP binding; protein binding. Bases 488 to 3451 code for a protein of 987 amino acids. The record is from RefSeq and is a predicted model, not a curated record. Gene Ontology annotation, cellular component: plasma membrane; neuron projection. NCBI's taxonomy places the organism in Eukaryota, Metazoa, Chordata, Mammalia, Chiroptera, Pteropodidae. Gene Ontology annotation, biological process: central nervous system projection neuron axonogenesis; protein phosphorylation; cell surface receptor protein tyrosine kinase signaling pathway. The transcript has 17 exons.
GCGCAGCCCAGUCCUAGCCCCGCCCAGCCCCAGCCUCCGGCCCAGCUCCGAAGUCUCCCUCCCUCUUGCUCUGUCCCGGCUCCGGCUUCCACCCUCCCCGCCGGAGCAGAGCGCACUCGGACCCGCGGCGCGAGCAGCGCCAGUCCAGGGAGGGGGUGGAGACCGCGCGCGGCAGGCCCACCCCCAGCCGGGGCGAGACCCCGAGGCCCCAGGGGACCCAGACUCCGGCCACGUCUCGCUCUGCGCCCGCCCGACGCGACCCCUGCAAGGACGUCCCCAGUCCUCCCGCCCUCGCGCGCUACUAGGACGCGGGGCCACACCUGAGCACUGCUGCCCGGUGCCGGGCGCGCCCGCAUGGGCCCGCGCUGAGGCCCGAACCGAGAGUCCCACGCGGGGAAUCGGCGUCUACCCAGUCGGAGGGGUUCAGAGCUGGGGGGGCUAGCGCCCCCCAAACUCAGAUCGAAUCUAACCGGAGCAAGGCGGCGCCAUGGAGCUCCGGACCCUUCUCUGCUGGGCUUCGCUCGCAGCCGCUUUAGAAGAGACCCUACCUAACACAAAACUGGAAACUGCUGAUCUGAAGUGGGUAACAUUCCCUCAGGUGGACGGGCAGUGGGAAGAGCUGAGUGGCCUGGAUGAGGAGCAGCACAGCGUUCGGACUUAUGAGGUGUGUGACAUGCAGCGGGCCCCAGGCCUGGCCCACUGGCUGCGUACAGGCUGGGUCCCGCGGCAAGGCGCUGUCCACGUAUACGCCACAUUGCGCUUCACCAUGCUGGAGUGCCUGUCCCUGCCUCGGGCCGGGCGCUCCUGCAAGGAGACCUUUACGGUCUUUUACUUCGAGAGCGACACUGACACGGCCACAGCCCUCACACCAGCCUGGAUGGAGAACCCGUACAUCAAGGUGGACACAGUGGCUGCUGAGCACCUGACCCGAAAGCGCCCUGGGGCUGAGGCAACCGGGAAGGUGAAUGUCAAGACUUUGCGUCUGGGCCCACUCACCAAGGCUGGCUUCUACCUGGCUUUCCAGGACCAGGGCGCCUGCAUGGCCCUGCUGUCCCUGCACCUCUUCUACAAAAAGUGUGCCCAGCUGACCGUGAACCUCACCCGCUUCCCGGAGACUGUUCCUCGUGAACUUGUGGUACCUGUGGCAGGAAGCUGCGUGGCCGAUGCCGUCCCUGCUCCUGGCCCCAGUCCCAGCCUCUACUGCCGGGAGGAUGGACAGUGGGCCGAACAGCCAGUAACUGGCUGCAGCUGUACUCCUGGGUUUGAGGCUGCCGAGGGGAAUACCAGGUGCCGAGCCUGUGCCCAGGGCACCUUCAAGCCCUUGUCUGGGGAGGGACCCUGCCAGCCGUGCCCAGCCAACAGCCACUCUAACACCAUUGGCUCGCCUAUCUGCCAAUGCCGCGUCGGGUAUUUCCGGGCCCGCACAGACCCUCGGAGUGCACCCUGCACGACCCCUCCAUCAGCUCCGAGAAGCGUAGUUCCCCGCCUGAACGGCUCCUCCCUGCGCCUGGAGUGGAGUGCCCCGCUUGAGUCAGGUGGCCGGGAGGACCUCACCUACGCACUUCGCUGCCGGGAGUGCCGUCCUGGGGGUUCCUGCACACCCUGCGGAGGAGACCUAACUUUCGACCCUGGCCCCCGGGACCUGGUGGAGUCCUGGGUGGCAAUUCGUGGGCUUCGUCCUGACUUCACCUAUACCUUCGAGGUCACUGCUUUAAAUGGGGUAUCCUCCUUAGCCAGCGGGCCAGUCUCAUUUGAGGCUGUGAAUGUCACCACUGACCGUGAAGUGCCGCCCCCAGUGUCUGACAUCCGGGUGACACGGUCAUCACCCAGCAGCUUGAGCCUGGCUUGGGCGGUCCCCCAAGCACACAGUGGAGCAGUGCUGGACUAUGAGGUCAAGUACCAUGAGAAGGGUGCAGAAGGACCUAGCAGUGUGCGGUUCCUGAAGACAUCAGAAAACCGGGCAGAGCUGCGGGGGCUGAAGCGAGGAGCCAGCUACCUGGUCCAGGUGCGGGCGCGCUCUGAGGCUGGCUAUGGACCCUUCGGCCAGGAGCAUCAUAGCCAGACUCAGCUAGAUGAGAAUGAGAGUUGGCGGGAGCAGCUGGCUCUGAUUGCAGGCACUGCAGUCGUGGGCGUGGUGCUGGUCCUGGUGGUCAUCAUCAUCGGUGUUCUCUGCCUCAGGAAGCAGAGCAGUGGAAGAGAAGCUGAAUAUUCAGACAAACAUGGACAGUAUCUCAUCGGGCAUGGUACUAAGGUCUACAUUGACCCUUUCACUUACGAAGACCCUAAUGAGGCUGUGAGGGAAUUCGCAAAAGAGAUUGAUGUCUCUUAUGUCAAGAUUGAAGAGGUGAUUGGCGCAGGCGAGUUUGGGGAGGUGUGCCGGGGGCGACUCAAGGCCCCAGGGAAGAAGGAGAGCUGUGUGGCCAUCAAGACCCUGAAGGGUGGUUACACGGAGCGGCAGCGGCGGGAGUUCCUGAGUGAGGCCUCCAUCAUGGGCCAGUUUGAGCACCCCAACAUCAUCCGAUUGGAGGGCGUGGUCACCAACAGCGUGCCUGUCAUGAUCCUCACUGAGUUCAUGGAGAAUGGUGCCCUGGACUCCUUCUUGCGGCUGAAUGACGGACAGUUCACUGUCAUCCAGUUGGUGGGCAUGUUACGGGGCAUUGCCUCGGGCAUGCGGUACCUUGCUGAAAUGAGCUACGUCCACCGAGACCUGGCUGCCCGCAACAUCCUGGUCAAUAGCAACCUUGUCUGCAAGGUUUCUGACUUUGGCCUUUCCCGAUUCCUGGAGGAGAACUCUUCUGACCCUACCUACACAAGCUCUCUGGGAGGAAAGAUUCCAAUCCGAUGGACAGCCCCUGAGGCCAUUGCUUUCAGGAAGUUCACAUCUGCCAGUGAUGCCUGGAGCUAUGGUAUUGUGAUGUGGGAGGUCAUGUCAUUUGGAGAACGGCCAUACUGGGAUAUGAGCAAUCAGGAUGUGAUCAAUGCCAUUGAACAGGACUACCGGCUGCCCCCUCCCCCAGACUGCCCCACCUCCCUACAUCAGCUCAUGCUGGACUGUUGGCAGAAGGACAGGAAUGCACGGCCCCGCUUCCCCCAGGUGGUUAGCGCCCUUGACAAGAUGAUCCGGAACCCUGCCAGCCUCAAAAUCGUAGCCAGGGAAAACGGCGGGGCCUCACACCCACUCCUGGAUCAGCGACAGCCUCACUAUUCAGCUUUUGGCUCUGUGGGUGAGUGGCUUCGAGCCAUCAAGAUGGGAAGAUACGAAGAAAGUUUUGCAGCUGCUGGGUUUGGCUCCUUCGAGCUGGUCAGCCAGAUCUCUGCUGAGGACCUGCUCCGAAUUGGAGUCACUCUGGCGGGACACCAGAAGAAAAUCCUGGCCAGUGUACAGCAUAUGAAGUCCCAGCCCAAACCUGGACCCUCGGGCGGGUCGGGAGCACCAGCCCCCCAGUACUGACCUACACCUCUUCGUCUGGCCCCACAACUCUG